CCGUGACGCCCCGCCCCGCCCCUUCCCUCGCCGUAAAGAAAACCGAACCAAAGUCUUGGCGCUCUCGAAGUUUCCGUGGCGUCGCCAAGAUGGCGGAGUCGGCGGGGCUGGGCGCGUUGCGGCUGCCGGACGGAGACGUCGAAGGAGACCCCGCCGGAGCCGCGCAGAAGCUGACAGCGGCUUUAGAACAGAAGCCAGAUGAUGCAGAGAAUUACUGUCAACGAGCUUUUGCUCACAUUCUUCUACAAAAUUACCAUGAUGCCAUUGCAGAUGCAAAGAAGUCACUAUCACUUGAUGCCAGUAAUGCUGUAGCCUUUCUCAGACAAGGGGUAGGUGAAUACCAUAUGAAAGACUAUGAUUCUGCACUGAAGUCUUUCAGGGAAGGACAACAACUGGAUAGUACUGACACAGCUUUUACUAUUUGGAUUCAAAGAUGUGAGGAAGCCAUCAAUGCUGGAUUGCAGAAUGAGGUGGAUGACAAUCAGAUUUUGCAACAUCAGUCAAAACCACCUAAGAUCAAGCAUGACUGGUACCAAACAGAAUCUCAUGUAAUUGUAACUAUUAUGAUCAAAAACGCAAAGAAGGAUGAUGUAAACAUACAGUUUUCAGAAAAAGAGCUAGAUGUAUUCGUGAGGCUUUCGUCAGAGGAAGACUACAACUUAAAGCUUCAUUUUCUUCAUUCCAUAGUUCCAGAACAAAGUACAUUCAAAGUUCUUUCAACCAAGAUUGAAAUAAAAAUGAAGAAACCAGAAGCUGUACGAUGGGAGAAAUUGGAAGGCCAUGGAGGCUCUCCUAAACUAAAACAAUUUGCGCCUGUUUCAGAUGCAACACACCUUUAUCCUUCAUCUUCUCAUUAUACAAGGAAUUGGGACAAAUUAGUAGUUGAGAUCAAAGAAGAAGAGAAGAAUGAAAAGUUGGAGGGGGAUGCAGCUUUAAAUAAACUGUUCCAGCAGAUAUACUCUGAUGGCACAGAUGAAGUGAAACGUGCCAUGAACAAAUCUUUUAUGGAGUCUGGUGGGACAGUUUUGAGCACAAACUGGUCUGAUGUGGGUAAAAGGAAAGUAGAAGUCAAUCCUCCAGAUGACAUGGAAUGGAAAAAAUUCUAACUUUUUCAUGUGCCGCUUUGUGCUGCCCAUAUUUGUGUAUUUACCAUUGUGUGUGGACACAGCAUCCUUGAAGCUGAAGCACUGAAUGUUCAUUUGAAGAUUAUUCCUGUCAUCUUACCUUGAUAUGCUCUAGGAAUACCUUUCUCUGCAGGUCUUAGAGGAAUUGAAGUCUCUUACUGCUUCUGUCCUUGAAGGGGUUUUGGGGGGAGAUAAUACGAACCUAUCAUUCGUACAUUUUCUGCUGGAUUGCUCAGUUAUGUAUUUGGAGAGUUAGCAAGACUUUUAAUGGGCCACCUAGGAUUAUUGCCUUAUUAAUACACAAAAUUCUUUAAAUAAUUUAUUCGCUUUGGUGAUUUUGGGGGUAAAUACACUUUUCACCUACAGUGUUAAGAUUGUUUGCUGUUUAACUCUGCAUACAAAUAAAACUGUAAAUAUAUAACUUUUCCAAAAAUAUCUUAGGCUCAUUCUUUGUCAAACUAAAAUAGUUGCAGAAAGCAAAUUUGCAUUUUUUGAGUUACGUAGCCUGUGGAUAGGCCUCCUCUGUGCUAAAAUUAGGAUCUUAGUACAGUGGUACCUCAGUUUAAGAACAGUCCGGUUUACGAACUCUGCAAAACCGGAAUUGGUGUCCUGGUUUGUGAACUUUACCUUGGUCUAAGAAUGGAAGCCAAAUGGUGGAAGGGUGGCAGGAGGCCUCAUCAGGGAAAGCGCGCCUCGGAUUAAGAACGGGUUCAGUUUAAGAACGGACUUCCGGAACGGAUUAAGUUUGUAAACUGAGGUACCACUGUACCUCAUUCGAUUUACAAUAAAAGUAACAUACAUUGCUCUAUAGGCAUUAUACAUAGUGUAUUUUUAUAAUAUAAUAGAAAUAAAAAGAAUAAGCACGUAACAAGAGGCUAACCACCAUAUCAUAACCACCGUAUAUGAUAUCUAUCCCGCAAGCCCACACUGCUGUCCUCCCAUGCAAUCACAUGGAACGGCAUUGAGUUUCACCUUCCUUCCAUCUUGACUUAUUACUGUGGGUGAACCAGGGUUCAUCUCUUAUAAUAAAAGUGGGUCAGUUUCACAACAAGCCAAGUUCAGACUAUGAGUUAUGUUUGAUAGGGGAACGGACUCCCUCGGGAGGUGGUGGACUCUCCUUCCUUGGAGGUUUGUAAGCAGAGGCUGCAUGGCCAUCUGUCUUGGAUGCUUUAGCUGAAAUUCCUGCAUUGCAGAGGGUUGGACUAGAUGACCCUUGGGGCCCCUCCAAACUUUACAAAGCAUUUUGAAGCUGUUUUGUUACACUAACCAGAGUUUGUUAUAUCCCAUAGCUCAAUAAUAAGCCAAGGUUCAAUGAAAGCAAAACUAAACACUUGCUUUAACGGUCUGCCUCAUGGGAAUCCUUUGAAGCAAGAGGAUGUUCAGAUUGUACAGGGUCCAGGGUGGGGGCAGGAUAGAAAAAUGCACAGUGAGUGUGUUGAAGCCCUUGGGGACAAAUGGCACAUUGUGUCUUAGGCUCUGGUAUCAUUCCCUUUCCCAAGAUCAAACUUCAGCCCCAAAGGUGUUCUGUUAAUUUCCUAGACUGGGAAAGUGAAUUGAGAGUCCUGUCCCCCCACUGCUGCCCUCGGACUAUGUACAGUUUUGUUUUGUCCCUCUGUUACCUCUGGUCAAACAGGUUUGGCAGUGUUUUGAAACAGAACACACAUCUCCAGAACCUGUUUACCACUAGGGAAAGCAGAAUGAGUCUAUGCAUUGUGAACAGAAAAAUCUCUUUCAAAUCAUCUGCAACUGUCUGAGGGGCAGGGACACACACAGGUUGUUGGGGUUUGGGGGGGGAUUGUUGCUGUUGAUUUUUUGUAUAUUUUAGAUUUUUUUAUUUAUGUGGAAAUCGUUCAGUUUGAUUUUGUAUUAUGUUUUAGUUACUGCUUACAGCUACUUUUGUUAUGUUUUGGGGGUUUUUUCAUGUUGUAAGCUGCCUUGAGCAUGGUUUGAGCAUGGAAAGGUGGCCUACAAAUAAAAUUAUGUACAUAUGUAUGGAUGGAUGUUCUAAUUCAGUUGUAUCCUUUUUUGAGAUCUAGUCAGUUCAUUACAAAUAUAAGUCCAAUGAGGCAUUAAGCAUUU
Molecule: messenger RNA, 3203 nt
Organism: Podarcis raffonei (Aeolian wall lizard)
Lineage: Eukaryota; Metazoa; Chordata; Lepidosauria; Squamata; Lacertidae
Gene: SUGT1
Product: SGT1 homolog, MIS12 kinetochore complex assembly cochaperone
Exons: 13
Coding region: 90-1106 (338 amino acids)
Biological process (GO): protein stabilization
Molecular function (GO): protein-folding chaperone binding
Source: RefSeq, a predicted model, not a curated record